AUGUUGCUGCUAUUACUUUUGACAACAAUAUUCCUGACCUCGGUGUGGAUAUGCCGCUGGAUAUGGUACGAACGAUUCAUCAAAUUUGCCCAAUUCCCACAAUUGCCACCAUCUCUCCUUUGGGGUCAUCUGAGAAUCUACCAUGAGGUCAUGCAGAGCGGUUCCCUUGACCGCGAUCAUGACCAUAUUUUCUCCCAGAUCCAUGAAUCGCUCGGAAGACCACCCAUUGUUCUGUUUGAUUAUCGGCCAAUAUGUCGGCCUGUUCUCGUGAUUGCCAAUCAUGAAGUUGGAGAGCAGAUCUCCCGGUCCAGCAAGCAGUUUCGCUCUAGCGUCCCGAAGUUGGGGUUAAGCUUCCUGGAACCCGUCAUCGGACAUACAUCGAUCCUGUCCGCCGAAGGGGAGAAGUGGAAGGCGUUGCGCAAGACCUUCAACCCGUGGUUCUCCCUUCAGCACCUUAUGUCCCUAAUGCCCUCCAUAUUGGGCAAGAUAGAGAUCUUUGUCACACAGCUCGAUGCACUGUCCGUGUCGGGAGACGAAGUAUCCCUUGUCACGCUCACCACAAACUUAAUGUAUGAUAUCAUCGGUAAUGCUAUCUUUGACAUCGACAUGGAUGCCCAGCACCUUGAACCCGGCCAUCAAGGGGAGCUGGUGCGCGCAUUCAAUGAUCUCAUUAACGCUUACUGGGAUGACAAGAUCCAUCUACCCUGGUUCUUCACCCCAGUCAACGCACUCAAACGUCGCCGACUCGGGAACCGUGUUCACCGCAUCAUGAAAUCUAUUGUUCGUCGCAAGCAUGAAGAACAUCUUUGGCGGCAGCAACAACAACGGCGCACAAACGGAUAUGAAAAGAGGCCGCAGCCGCAGCUGCCACCAAGCAUCACCCUCCUCAGCCUCCAGGAGACCACACAUACCGGGGGAAUCCUCACACCUGAGCUCCUAGAUCAGACAUGUGACCAGCUUCGAACUUUCCUCUUGGGGGGCCAUGACUCGCCCAGUGCGACGUUGGCGUGGGCAUUUUACGAGCUGUCUCGCACACCACGAGCGCAGGCGGCCGUGCACGCCGAGUUGGACGGGUUGUUCGGGCCGGGCCGCGACGCCGCGGCCGUGCGCACUGCCUUGGCCUCACCAACAGAGGGACCUGAUCUGCUGCGGCGCAUGGUAUAUGUCGAGGCGGUGCUCAAGGAGACCUUGCGGCUGCACCCUCCGGCGUCCACAGCCAGGUAUUCCCCCAAGGGCUCCGGAUUCGUUGUGCGCUUGCCCACCACGGGGGAGGAGCUGUGUCUCGACGACCUCAUCCUCUACAAUUGCAGCGCUAUCAUGCACCACGACCGCGGCGUCUUUGGGUCCACCGCUAACCAGUUCAUGCCGGAGCGGUGGCUAAUGGCGGAAGAUGAAAAGAACACAAAUCAAAGAACAAUCCCCCCGAGUGCGUGGCGACCAUAUGAACGCGGUCCCCGUGCCUGCAUAGGCCAGGAGUUCGCCCGCAUCACGAUGCGCGUCGUUCUUGCCGUCGUGGCGCGGCAGUACGAGUUUAUUAAGGUUGGCAUCGGCGCGCUGGCACGAGAUGCUUCUACCGGCCUUCCAAUCUUGCGCCCUGACGGGCGGUAUGAGGUCGACUCGCAGGUUUAUACUGUAAACGGCCGUUUCUUUAGUGCUACCUUCCAUCGUGCGAGGAGAUUAAGGCGAGCGCUGGGAAAGGCCGGGAAAAUGACAAAGGACACUACGAAUUAG
This is a messenger RNA of Aspergillus niger, 1731 nucleotides long. RefSeq lists its product as uncharacterized. Gene Ontology annotation, molecular function: heme binding; iron ion binding; monooxygenase activity. The record is from RefSeq and is a predicted model, not a curated record. NCBI's taxonomy places the organism in Eukaryota, Fungi, Ascomycota, Eurotiomycetes, Eurotiales, Aspergillaceae. The coding region runs from base 1 to 1731 and encodes 576 amino acids. The transcript is spliced from 4 exons.